Molecule: messenger RNA, 1023 nt
Organism: Penicillium cataractarum
Lineage: Eukaryota; Fungi; Ascomycota; Eurotiomycetes; Eurotiales; Aspergillaceae
Exons: 3
Coding region: 1-1023 (340 amino acids)
Biological process (GO): pyrimidine nucleotide-sugar transmembrane transport
Cellular component (GO): Golgi membrane
Molecular function (GO): UDP-galactose transmembrane transporter activity
Source: RefSeq, a predicted model, not a curated record
AUGCAAGCACAAACUCCGAAGCGUGUAUUGUGGCGGUGGUCUCGACUACAGCCCAGCCAAGAUGUCAAAUCAUGGACAUACAUAGCUCUCCUCCUGUUGCAGCAUACACUACAAUCGCAGCCGGCCACAAAUCACGACAGGUUCGAGCCUUUGUCUGGCAUUAUCCUGAUUGAAAUAUCCAAAUUCACCAUCUCUGCGAUUUGUGUUAUGCAUUCCGAUGCAAGCCCCUCGUUGCGGGAGGGUUUCAGUGGAACUCUGCUUACUGCUUCUAACGACACUACCGUGUCUGCCGUACUCUUUACUGUCGCUACGAUUUUACAGAGCGUGGGAGCCCACUAUCUUGACCUUGUUCCCUAUCUCGUCUUGUCUCAACUCAAGACUCUUGUGACGCCCAUAUUUGCGAGGAUUAUAUUGAACCAAAGAUAUCCCCUCAAAAACUGGAUUUUCAUUGCCAUGAUGUCGCUUGGCAUUGUUUUGGCUCAGCUUGGAUCUGGCUCGGACAAGUCAAGUGCAAAGGGGUUGAAGGUUCAAUCCAUGGUGCGCGGGGCAUUUGUAAUGCUACUGGCAGGAGUUUGCGUUGCAAUAGGCAGUCUGUGCAUUGAGAGGACUAUGAAGAGAUCUGGUCUUCUUUUCCUUUGCAAUUCUCAACUAGCUGCCUACAGCUCCUCUUUCGCACUCAUUUACUUUUGCUGGAUCACAAAUUUGAGCUUUGGCGAUUUCUUCCGAGGAUUUAGUAUCUUGGUUUGGAUAUACUUAGUCCUACAAGUGUCAGGAGGUUUCCUGGUUGCGUGGUGUGUUCAGAUGACUAGCACAGUCACCAAAAACUAUGCUCAGGGCCUGGGGUUUGUCUUGGCCGUGGUGGUGCCUCGAUUGGUGACCCACCAGGAUAUCAGUCUUGAGCUACUGGCCGGGGUUGGUCUCGUCUUAGCCUCUGUACUUGGGUCCAGCUCUUUCAAUCAAAGAAAACCGGCUAUGGAUGAGAUACAAGAAAAGGGCAAUAACUUGAAUAAGUGCGAAGUGUGA